AUGCGGGGCAGCAGGCAACAAGGCAGUGACAAGAAGAACGGAAGCUUCAUGCGCAGCACAGAGCCACAAGUGAAGCUGAACAAGGGACUUCAGACGCAUGUGUCACAGCCCUUGAACUGGAUCAAGAUUGUGUACCUUUCUUCAGCAGUGCCAAGGGCAGUAGUGUUUGGCUUGUGCGAUGUGGCUGUUGUGACUGGCACGAAAGGGGUCAACCUUCCACGACGACGAUCGCCAGUUAUCACCCGCUCUCAAAAGCUCAGGCAGUCUCGCUGCGUGGCUCCCUCUAUGGCAGUGGUGAGCGUGCCGGGCAAGCGGUGCGCUGGGAGUGGGGAGGGGGAGCAAAUGGAGUAA
Messenger RNA from Salpingoeca rosetta, 351 nucleotides. RefSeq lists its product as uncharacterized. The transcript is spliced from 2 exons. The record is from RefSeq and is a predicted model, not a curated record. Lineage: Eukaryota; Choanoflagellata; Craspedida; Salpingoecidae. Bases 1 to 351 code for a protein of 116 amino acids.